CUCCUCUUCUAUCUGAUCCUUUUUGUUUGUGACCGAACGAGACGUGAAGACGCAGUCGGGUUAGUCCGCGUCUCAUGCGUGAAAAAUUAUAGGAAGGACUUAUCAAAAUGUCGUUAUCAACGGCGCGACCAAUUAUUACGGUGUAUACCGACAAGAAUGAGGUAUCAGGUGAUGUAAUUUCUCUGCCAGCUGUUUUUAAAGCUCCGAUUCGUCCAGAAAUCGUAAAUUUCAUCCACCGAUUAAUGUCUAUGAAUAGUAGACAACCAUACUGUGUCUCCAAAGAGGCUGGUCAUCAAACCUCUGCUGAAUCAUGGGGCACUGGACGAGCCGUGGCACGUAUACCUCGUGUACGUGGUGGUGGUACCCAUCGUUCUGGUCAGGGUGCGUUUGGUAACAUGUGCCGAGGUGGACGUAUGUUUGCUCCUACCAAACCAUGGCGACGCUGGCAUCAUCGCAUCAAUGUCAAUCAGAAACGUUAUGCCCUCGUUUCUGCAAUUGCUGCAUCUGGAGUUUUUGCACUUGUGCAAUCUAAAGGACACUUGAUUGAGGAAGUUCCAGAAUUUCCACUGGUUGUUUCUGAUAAAAUCCAAGAAUAUACAAAAACCAAGCAAGCUGUCAUUUUUUUAAGACGCAUCAAAGCUUGGAAUGACAUCCAAAAGGUAUACAAGUCUCAACGUUUUCGUGCUGGCAAAGGUAAAAUGCGCAAUCGCCGACGCAUCCAUCGACGUGGACCUUUGAUUGUUUAUGGUCAAGAUCAAGGUAUCCGUAAAGCAUUUCGUAACAUUCCCGGCGUUAGUUUGAUGAACAUUAACAAGAUGAACCUUUUGAAAUUGGCACCGGGUGGCCAUGUUGGACGUUUCGUUAUCUGGACAAAAUCUGCUUUUGAACAAUUAGAUGCUCUUUAUGGAACUUGGCGUAAGGAGUCGCAACUCAAGAAAGGAUAUAAUUUGCCAUUCCCCAAAAUGGCCAAUACUGAUCUAUCCAGGCUUCUGAAGUCUGAGGAAAUUCGUAAAGUUCUAAGGGCUCCUAGGAAGAAGGUGGUGCGUAGAGUGAAGAAAUUGAACCCGUUGGUCAACACACGGGCUAUGCUGCGUCUUAAUCCGUAUGCAGCUGUAUUGAAACGUGCUGCCAUUUUGACCGCGCAGAAGCGUCAACACGAGAAGGAUCUUCUUCUCGCUGAAAAACGAGGCAUAAAAUUGCCGAAGGACGCACCGGCAUCGAAGGCUCUUAUCCUUCAGAAGAGGAGGAAACAACAACUUGCUAAAAUUAAGCAAUUGAAGCCUCGAGCGAAGAAAACUGUGGCAAAGAAAACUCCGGCAAAGAAAAUAGAGAAAGAUACUGCAAAAACCAUUGCUCCCAAGGAACCAGCUCCCAAGCAACCAGCUCCCAAGCAGCCAGCUCCCAAGAAGUGAACAACAAUCAUUGAUGAACAACAAUAUUGUUGUUAACUCAUAAUUUUUAUUUCUGGCUCUAAAUAAAAGAAAAGGCGAAAAAAUUUAGAGUUGUUUUUUUAACUUUCUUUUUUUUGUUACAUGCAAGGAAUCUAUGUUUAUUAAUAAGUAGUUUGUACAUAUUAUCUAACACACCUUCCAUUUACAAUAUCUAAAAUAAUAUGAAUUGCAAUUGGGAAGUGACACUCUUCUUUUUAUUAAAUUCAUGAAAAUAAUUAAAGAAUUCAGACGAGAAAUAAUUCGAUAGAUUCGGAAGUGUAUACAGCACAAUCAAAAGUAAUCAUAUUUAUUGAUUUUACAGGUGGAGAGAAUUUCAGUUUCAUGAUAUAUAUUCUUAUUUCAUUUUCAUUUUUUCUCUUCUUUUUUAUUAUAUUCCUAUACAAUGUUGGUAGAAACUGGAAGUUGGAAAUAGAAAACGAAAAAAAAAAAGAGAAAAACGCGUACAAUUUCAGGACACCGUUAAUCUACAUCGUUAAUCUGAGCAGACCUAAAUUUUGGUUCUCUUUUUGCUCGGUUCUGCACAUAAAAUAUAUAUUUUUAAUUUAUGACGAUUAUGCACUUGUUAUUUCAUCAUGACCGGAGAUUGGAAAUUUUAUCGUCCCGAAAGUGUACACAGCAAUCGCAUUAAAUUUUGUCAUGGGUACAGGUUAAUCAUAUGUUAAAACGUCCUAUAUAAAAAAUAUUAGAUCGAAAAAUGUUUUUUUUCUCUUAUAUUAAAUGAGAACUCAUACUAAAUAAGUAAUCAUUUAGUAAUUUCUGGCAUAUCAUUGAUUAACUGUAAAAUUAAACAAUAAAUCAAUAAAUAAUCUCAAUUUAAAUCAUUUUCAAAUAGGUCAGCUGUCUCGGCACAAAAAAACGAAGAGUAUUUUCCUCGACAGGAUAUUAAGAGAGCGACGGUAUUUGAUUUAGUGUAUAAAUACUUGCAUAAAUGUGCCAACAGAGACAAGAAAUUGAAGCGAAAUUGCGCAUAUAACAGAUUUUAUAAACAACACGCGAGAAAAAGAAAUAUUCACGGACGAGAUCCACCGAUACCUCGAACAAAUUUUAAAAAAGAAAUCUUCAAUGAGCAGUUUAAGUCGGAUAAGUUUGUACUUCGCAAAAGAACAUCUAGAAGCUCGUCAAAAGAAUAUAUUGUCGAUUAUACGAAAGCUGUCUGCGAUGGUAUACAUUUUUAUCUAACAAUAAAUUUAUAUUAAAUAUAUAUAGGCAAUUAGAGAGAUAAUAUAUAUAAUUUGUUUAUAAUAAUCCAAUUAUAUCUCUCUCACUCUUGAGAUUAGAAAAGUGGCGUCAUUUCAAAAAAUUAAAAAUAGGGGGGG
This is a messenger RNA of Cataglyphis hispanica, 2767 nucleotides long. It is a transcript of the gene RpL4, whose product is annotated as 60S ribosomal protein L4. The record is from RefSeq and is a predicted model, not a curated record. The transcript has 8 exons. Gene Ontology annotation, molecular function: structural constituent of ribosome; RNA binding. Bases 108 to 1412 code for a protein of 434 amino acids. Gene Ontology annotation, cellular component: ribosome; cytosolic large ribosomal subunit. Lineage: Eukaryota; Metazoa; Arthropoda; Insecta; Hymenoptera; Formicidae. Gene Ontology annotation, biological process: translation.